AUGAAUUACAAGACUCAAAAUAUUCAAAACCAAUACAUCAACCGUUUUUUGAGCAUAACGAAGAACAAAUAUUCAAUAUCAAUUAUUGGAGUUGUGAUAACAUUAAUCAUUUUAAUAAAUUUCAUAGUACAAGUUGUAUUGGGUCAACUCUAUGUUCCAAAUUUUUCAAGUGUUCCAUCUGUUGAUUUUUUCGAUUUGAAAAACUAUGAAGGUUUAUCAGAUGGUUGGCAACAUGAAGAACGUGUGUUGUUUUGUGUCCCAUUGAGAGAUGCUGCUGCUCAUUUACCAAUGUUUUUCGGUCAUAUGAAAAAUUUAACUUAUCCUCAUAAUUUAAUUGAUUUAUCAUUUUUAGUUUCUGAUUCUUCAGAUGAUACAAUGGAAGUUUUAAAACAAAACUUAAAAGAUAUUCAAACAGAUUCAAAUAAAGCUAUGAGAUUUGGAGAAAUUGAAAUUUUCGAAAAAGAUUUUGGUCAAGUUAUUGGCCAAGGUUUUAGUGAUCGUCAUGGUUUUGAAGCUCAAGGUCCAAGAAGAAAAUUAAUGGCUAGAGCAAGAAAUUGGUUAUGGACUGUUAGUGUUAAACCUUAUCAUUCCUGGGUUUAUUGGAGAGAUGCUGAUGUGGAAACUGUUCCUCCAACUAUUUUAGAAGAUUUAAUGCAUCAUGGUAAAGAUGUUAUUGUUCCAAAUGUUUGGAGACCUCUACCUGAUUGGUUGGGAAAUCAACAGCCUUAUGAUUUGAAUUCAUGGCAAGAAAGUGAAGGUGGUUUACAACUGGCUAAAACACUUGGUGAAGAUGCUGUUAUUGUGGAAGGUUAUGUUGAGUAUGCAACUUGGAGACCUCAUUUAGCUUAUUUAAGAGAUCCAUAUGGUGAUCCAGAAGUUGAAAUGGAUUUAGAUGGUAUUGGAGGUGUUUCGAUCUUGGCUAGAGCUAAAGUUUUCAAAACUGGUGCCGGAUUCCCAGCUUUUUCAUUUGAAAAACAUGCCGAAACUGAAGCAUUUGGUAAAUUAUGUAAAAGAAUGGGCUAUUCAGUUGCUGGUUUACCUCAUUAUGUUAUAUGGCAUAUUUAUGAACCUUCUUCUGAUGAUUUGAAACAUAUGGAAUGGAUGGCUAAAGAAGAAGCUAGACAAUUGGAAGAAUCAAAAUUAAAACAAUUUUAUGAUAAAAUUUGGUCUGAAGGUUUUGAAGAUGUUCGUGAAGAUUGGAAAAAUGAUCGUAUAAAUAUUUUUAAAAACACAGAUACCAACAAAAUUAAGAAUGUUAAAGUUGAUUGGUCUGAUGCUGAUAAUUUCCAAUAUAAAAGCCCGUUAGGUAAGGAUAAAGAUAAAGUUUUAGCCGCAUUUGAUCCUUCAAGUUAG
Hansenula anomala is the source of this 1353-nucleotide messenger RNA. RefSeq names its product Anp1p (gene ANP1). The coding region runs from base 1 to 1353 and encodes 450 amino acids. The transcript has a single exon. Gene Ontology annotation, cellular component: mannan polymerase complex. Gene Ontology annotation, biological process: protein N-linked glycosylation; cell wall mannoprotein biosynthetic process. Lineage: Eukaryota; Fungi; Ascomycota; Saccharomycetes; Phaffomycetales; Wickerhamomycetaceae. Gene Ontology annotation, molecular function: alpha-1,6-mannosyltransferase activity. The record is from RefSeq and is a predicted model, not a curated record.